Messenger RNA from Acaulospora colombiana, 1269 nucleotides. The record is from the annotation of a GenBank genome assembly. Lineage: Eukaryota; Fungi; Glomeromycota; Glomeromycetes; Diversisporales; Acaulosporaceae.
AUGCUGCUCCUGGCCACCCUCGACGACACCGACACUGAAAACCUCGAUCAAUGCGACUUUGCUCCAUUUGGGUGCCUCGUCUGGAUAUUCUCCCAAUCUUACUCCCUCUCCCCGGUGGAUAUACUUUCACUCUCUUCGCCCCCCGGGGCAAAAUACGACUCUACUAGUCAAGAUUUCGGUGCGAUAAGAUUGCACUUGCGAAUAGAAGUCAAGAAGCGAAAAAGGGAGACCCGAGGGAAGCGAAAGGGAGUAAGAUUGGGAGAAUAUCCAGACGAGGCACCCAAAUGGAGCAAAGUCGCAUUGAUCGAGGCGAAAAGGAGAAAUGGUAAGCUCAUCAAGCGAUUCCCCGCAGAAACUGCACUCGAAAAACGAGCAGAAAACGAGACUUACAAAGUACAAGAGCGAGAGAUGCGACGGGUUCGGUUGAACUGGACGCGUGACGAGCCCCUGUCGAUGCGCAAAGCCUGCGAUAGCUCGUCGAUGUUGCUAGCAGUAGAGCAAUCUCCAUUCUCGGCUCCCGUCGCGCCUAGCCUCUUGGUGCGAUUCUACUCCGUCCUGGACUACUAUGAACGCUUGUGCCUUGUCAGAACCUGUCUGCCGCCACAUUUCUGGCACCCAUCACCCCCUCUCCUGGCAUAUAGCCAAUUUAGCCAGGGACGCCAUCAUACAUCACCACAGGCUCUCUCUCGCACUCACUCGACAAAAGCUUCUUUCCAUUCUAUCCUGCGACACACCUCUCCCGAACAAAGUCAAAUUCCAUUCAACCGCAUCCCGAAAGCGCCCAAAGUCAGGGAUAAUUUUCGACACACCGGAGAUGGCCAGUGUCCGUUCAGGCGACUACCUCAAGCCGAUACUCGCGUUGUCAAACGCCCGUCCCAUCAAAAAAGGCUCGCUCACUCGUCUUCGCUCGCCCCCCCAUUUAUCACUCACUCCCACGUGUCACUCAGUCCCUUCGAAGCAUACGCCGUUGCUAAGUAUCGAUUCCGUUUCCACGUGGGAAUUCGAAUCCCAAACUACACCCAGCACAUGGGCAUCUCGGGCCUAAAUCUCGAUCCUUAUUCCUCCUCGGUUCAGCCGGCUGCUGUUCCCGACUUCCAACCCCCACUUUCGACAGCUUCCCGGCCAACAUGCACGGUUCAACGGCAAAUCAGUUUUUCAUUGUUACAAGGUAGGUCGUACGAUACUCAUGAACGAGAAGUACAACGUGGUAAGGCAGAAAAUCCAAAAGCAAACCAAGCCUACGGACUGCUCGUUACUUUUGCCUUGUAG